Molecule: messenger RNA, 2141 nt
Organism: Drosophila suzukii
Lineage: Eukaryota; Metazoa; Arthropoda; Insecta; Diptera; Drosophilidae
Gene: cbt
Product: Kruppel like transcription factor cabut
Biological process (GO): regulation of transcription by RNA polymerase II
Molecular function (GO): DNA-binding transcription factor activity, RNA polymerase II-specific; RNA polymerase II cis-regulatory region sequence-specific DNA binding
Source: RefSeq, a predicted model, not a curated record
GCCUUUUUCAUUCGUCUCUUGAAUUCUGAACGCAACGGUUCGCCUCCGCUCCAAAACGGCAACGGCACUCGAAAAGCGCCCAGUGCAAAGUUAACUAAAGUGCAAAAAUCUACACAAACUGAGAUUAAACCAAGUGAUAAGCCACAGAGCAAAAGCAACAAACAAAUAAACAAACAAAGACUCUUUCCCGAAAAAGAGAGUGCAUCUGAGAGUUGAAAGUGCAAUGGACAUGGAUACCUUGCUACCUUCACCGCCCGCAACACCCCCGCUGAGGGAUAAUAAGUUGGAAAACGUCGCCAAGGACGAGCAACAGGUUAACGAGAACCUGCUCAAGGCCAAACUCAAGCUAGUGGCCCAAAAGAGCCAGAAGAAUGGAGGGAUUAUCACACCCAAUCCCUCGGACACGGAAGACGAGACCCCGGAAAUGGCGGUUCCCAACAAGAAGCCCCGCCUGGAACAGCCUGCCACGACCAUGACACCGCCACCGGAUCAGAAGCUGGAGGAUGAGCACAAGGCCGAGAGGGUCAGCGUCAUCAUGAGGGUCAACAGUGUCGGUGCUGUCUCUUCCAGCAACCAGGACGAGAACUCAUCCAGUUCCAGCUGCAGUUCCUCCUCCAACACCACCACAAGUACAAGCUUUGUUCCGCCCGCUGUGGAGGACGACUACCCAGAGGCCAAUGUGUGGCGCAAUCUCAAGUUCAAAAUGAACAGGAAGCGAGCUGCGGAAGUGGCUCUACCCCCAGUACAAAAACCAGAGACACCAGCUCCAGAGCUUCCGGCUCCAUCUACUCCAGCGGAAAAGCCCGAGGAGGAGGAAAUCAAACCCAUUCUGACGCCCAUCUGUGUGGCCCCAGUGGCUUCGCCUGCCAGCCAGCUCAUCCUGCUCAGCACAGUGGCCGCCCAACAGAGUCCCACGCCCAUACCCACCAUGCCCACGCUGCCCGAGGAGAAGCUCGCCACGAGAAUCACGGCAGCCCAGGCGGCGGCCACCAGAAGUCGCAUCUACGAAUGCAGUUUCCCCGAGUGCGGCAAGAACUACUUCAAGAGCAGCCACCUGAAGGCCCACCAGAGGGUUCACACCGGCGAGCGACCCUUCAUCUGCAAGUGGGCGAACUGCGACAAGAGGUUCUCCCGCUCCGAUGAGUUGUCCCGCCACAAGCGGACCCACACCGGCGAAAAGAAGUUCCAGUGCAGCGUGUGCCAGAAGAAAUUCAUGAGGAGCGACCACCUCUCCAAGCACGUCAAGCGGCACAACAAGGACAAGGCGAACGGAGUGAACCGGCACGUCUCCCUGGCCAACAACAACUCCUCAUCAUCAUCAUCCUCGGUAGCUCCAUCCCUCUGCGAUGCCUCGCUCCAUUUGCGAGCGAUAGCGCCGGCGGCCUCCAGCGCCUGCUCCUCGCCCGUCUCCUCCGCCAGUCUGCAAGUCUACAGCGCCCAGGAUCUGCUGAGACUUCAGCAGCAGGCCAGCAGUUUCACCUUCGGCGGAACCCUGCUCCAAGUGCAGCGAUGAGAAAAGCUGGACGACCUGCAGCUUCAGCAGCACCAGAACCAAUCUCAGCCCGACAGUAUCGCCAGCUAAACAGAUAAAACAAAACUCCCACCAAAAUCAGGCAAAUGCAGAGCGGAUCUUCAUCAAAGUCGAAUUCGGAAUGCCUAUUUUAAAGAACUACUGUAAAGAUUUGUAAAAUCGUAUAUUAAGGCCACACUUGAAGCUCGAAUUUUCCCUUAUUGAGAAUGUUCCAUCUAAUCUAAAAAUUCAGAAUUUUACUUCGAGUUUUCCCCCUCGUGUAGCUGGUGUAGUCUUAAGCUUAGUUAAGAGCUAGAUCUUGUCAUCGUUUUGUGCAUAUAUCAACUUCAAAUUCAAUAAGCUUCGCAUCUGUUAAACACAAAUCAAAUAGAUGCCACUUCCUUUCCAGGAGCACAGAGCACACUUCCUAGCUUAGCGAUCUUCUUCAGAUUUAGAUUCUGAAUACCCCUAGUGCUUGUACAUAUAUUAUAGAGGCGCAUUCGGCGCCCAACAUCUGUGAUAAUUAAGUUUUCUUAACUCUUUUCUAUUGUACCAUAGUUAUCGGUCUAAUUCUCUUAAACUUAAACACACAUAAUUGUAUUUAUUGCUAAAUGUGGAAAAAAGAGAAAGA